Ilyonectria robusta is the source of this 444-nucleotide messenger RNA. RefSeq lists its product as uncharacterized. The record is from RefSeq and is a predicted model, not a curated record. The coding region runs from base 1 to 444 and encodes 147 amino acids. The transcript has a single exon. Lineage: Eukaryota; Fungi; Ascomycota; Sordariomycetes; Hypocreales; Nectriaceae.
AUGGGAAAAUCCAAGUCCAAGACCACCCAGCUGGAGCCCGUCUCCCCAAUCUCCGACAAUGCCGAACCCAAGCGCCCGGGAACCUCUGGUACUGAGAACCUGUUGAUGACGACGACUCGAAACGCGUCGGUGCAAUAUUCCAAAGCUCAGCGCGCCGAGAGGGCCUACCGCACGAAGAAGCAUGCGACACUGGCACGCGCCAACUACAAUGAGACCAAGGCCAACUUCAAGGAUGGCUUUUCUCACCUAUGGAAAGGCAUCAAGGGAGCUUUUUCGGUUCUAAAAGCCAUUCCUUACCUGGUUGGAGAAAAGCGCGAGAACCGGAGACAGAUCGCCGAUGCAAAGGCACGUGAGAAAGAUCUUGAGCGCAAGAAGAAGCUUGAGGAGAGGCUGGCUAGAGAGGCAGGAGAUGAGGAGAAGGAAUUGGAGACGCCUGCGAAAUAG